AUAAUAUUUUGUGAUUAUAUUUUGUAAAUCAUUUAUAAUUAAUAACUUUAUUAUAAUUUAAUAUACAGUGAAAUAAAUUAAUUUCAAUUAGUUCAUUUCUGUCUUUUUGUAAUUAUCAAAAAUGACCGAAAAAAAUCGAAAUAUAUGUUUAACAUUACCAAAUAAUAUAACAAAACAAAUUAGUACACAUGAAAAUAAUGAACAACAUAUUAUAAAUUUCCUACAAAAUGCAUUACCUUCUUCUGAUAUAGGUUCAAUAGCAGAUGAAUUAAGAAAAUCACUGAUACUUGCAAAACAUAGAAGUAAAUGGGACAAAAAAAAAAAAUGCAAAGGAAAAUUAUUAACUAAUAGAAAACGAAUGCAACUUGGUUUACGUAAAAUUAGUUACAAUAGUGAUAUGAAAUAUACAGAUUUAUUACCAUUAAAUAAAUUAUGGUUAAAUUAUAUGCAACAAGUACUUGGGAUUAAGUUUUUUACUAACAUUCCAAGAGAUCCUAUUGAUCCAAAUUGGGAAAAUAUUAAUCAACAAUUAGUUAAAGUAGAUUUUCAUGGUGCUGAAAUUUCAAUUGUUGGAUCAAAAUGUCCUAGUUUGGUUGGAUUAAAAGGCAUAAUAAUUCAAGAUACAAAACAUACUUUCAAAAUUUGUGGAACAGAUAAUAUUAUACGAACAAUACCCAAAGAUGUUAUUAUCAUGAAUAUUUAUUUAAAGGAAGUAAAAUUAGAAUUCUUUGGAAAAGAUCUUUCUAUACGACCUACUGAACGAACAAUAAAAAAGUUUAAGUGUGGACGUAUAUAUGAAUUAUAAUAAAAUCUAUUACAAAUUUUAUUUGUAAAAUUUGUGAAAUAAAAUUUUCAAUAUUUAUAAAUUAAUUAUAUAAUAUAUAAAUUAUUUCAUUAUUAAAAAUGUGUUAAUAGACAAAGUAUAUUUUUUAAAGAAAUAAAAAAGAAGCAUAAAGAAAUACAAAUUUUAAUAAGUAAAUUAUUUAUUGAUAUAUUAUUGAUAUAAUAUACUAAGCAUAAUAGUAACAAUAUAAAAAUUUUAAAUAUCACAUUUAUUACUAAUAAAUUGUUUUACAAAAAAUUUGUAUCCUAAUAAAUUAUAAAAAGAUAUACAUAAAAAUAUAAAAUUAAUUUUUAAAUUUUUAUUAUUAAUUUAAAAAAUAUGUAUUGUAAAUUAUAUAGUUAUUUAUUAAAAUAAAUUUAAUAAUAAAUA
This is a messenger RNA of Apis cerana (Asiatic honeybee), 1213 nucleotides long. It is a transcript of the gene Pop4, whose product is annotated as ribonuclease P/MRP subunit POP4. The record is from RefSeq and is a predicted model, not a curated record. Gene Ontology annotation, biological process: tRNA 5'-leader removal; rRNA processing. Gene Ontology annotation, cellular component: ribonuclease MRP complex; ribonuclease P complex. Gene Ontology annotation, molecular function: ribonuclease P RNA binding. Lineage: Eukaryota; Metazoa; Arthropoda; Insecta; Hymenoptera; Apidae.